AUGGGUCAGGACAUCGAGGAAUGGAAGCAAGAGUUCCAGGCAUUGAUUCAGGAGGUAAAACCAGGACACAGAUGGACCCUGACAGUGGACAAAUGCCUUCUUCCCAACAACCUGAAGCCCAGGUGGAUGCAAUACCAGCAGCACACCUUCGCCAGGUUCCAGUGUUCCGUGUGCUCGCGAAGUUGGGCCUCUGCCCGCGUGCAGGUCCUUUUCCACUUGCGCUGGAAUGAGGAGGCCUCCCGGGGUGAGGUGAAGAUGAGGGUCUUUGCACAGAAGUGUCAGAAAUGUUCCCAGGCUCCCUUUGAGGCCCCACAGAUCAUGAAAGAGAACAUCUCGCGCAUCCUGAACAACCUGGUCUUGCACAUUUUGAAGAAAUGCUACAAAGAAGGAUUUAAGUUGGUGGAGAUUCCUGUGAUCAUCAAGGAGGUCUCUCAUGAAGGACCACAUGACAGUCACAACUGCGAGGCAUGUCUGCAGGGCCUCUGUGCUGAGAGUAGGUCAGGUCCGGUCGUACAGUCCCCAGCAUUUCCAGCGCUUCCCCCAAUAAGCUCACAGCCUGGGGGGGUCACCCCUCAAAAGCCUUUUCCCAUAAAGAGUAGCCCCAUGGUGGAAACAAUAAAGACCAAAAAGGAGGUGCUCAAGCAUAGCCCCAUGGUGGAAACAGAAAAGAGGGUACCCAAGCCUUCUCCCAUCAGGAGUAGCUCCUUGGUGGAAACAGAAAAGAGGGUGCCCAAGCCUUCUCCCAUCAGGAGUAGCACCUUGGUGGAAACAGAAAAGAGGGUGCCCAAGCCUUCUCCCAUCAGAAGUAGCUCCUUAGUGGAAACAGAAAAGAAAGAAAAGAGGUUGCCCAGGCCCCGGCCUUCUGGGCCCAGUCAGUCUGUGAGAUUCCCCACUUACUGGAGCCCAGGAGUACACACCAGCCACCACGUGGUACCCCCCUCGUGGGAGUUGCCCCCUCCCCACAUGACCCGGAAUUCCACACGCAGGAGGCUGCACCUGUGCUGCUGUGUCCUCCUCAUCGUCAUCAUCACCAUCACGGUCACCGUCUUACUAAACACUCUCUGA
This is a messenger RNA of Condylura cristata (star-nosed mole), 1065 nucleotides long. It is a transcript of the gene RTP3, whose product is annotated as receptor (chemosensory) transporter protein 3. NCBI's taxonomy places the organism in Eukaryota, Metazoa, Chordata, Mammalia, Eulipotyphla, Talpidae. The coding region runs from base 1 to 1065 and encodes 354 amino acids. The record is from RefSeq and is a predicted model, not a curated record. Gene Ontology annotation, molecular function: olfactory receptor binding. The transcript is spliced from 2 exons. Gene Ontology annotation, biological process: protein targeting to membrane; detection of chemical stimulus involved in sensory perception of bitter taste; protein insertion into membrane. Gene Ontology annotation, cellular component: cytoplasm.